Messenger RNA from Geodia barretti, 1307 nucleotides. The record is from the annotation of a GenBank genome assembly. Lineage: Eukaryota; Metazoa; Porifera; Demospongiae; Tetractinellida; Geodiidae.
GACAUUGGUGUGGAGAUUACUGAAUCAAUCACCUACACCAUCACUACUGCCCAGAAGAACCCUUCCCAGGCUGAAGAUUCAGACUUUGGCACAUCGGCGCAAGUGACAGUGGACCCUCCUGGUCCAUCAGCCUGCAUCGACUUCACUGAUCUGGUGCUGGAUGACAACGUUGCUCUUGAAGGAGACGAGGCCUUCACUAUCCUUGUUGGAGACUCGAUGGCCAUGGUCACUAUCAUUGAUGACGAUGUGCCCAUCAUAACGUCGGGCGACAAAACAGUUAGAGAGAGUGUGGGAACGACAGACGUUUGUGUGUCUCUCUUGAAUCCAAUUGAAAUGGUAUUCGACAUCUCCUAUGCCACCGCUGAUGGAUCCGCUCAAGUUCCAAGUGAUUACACUGCCGCAAGUGGGACACUGUCAUUGUCCCCAAGUUCCGAUGGAACAGAGUGUGCCGAGAUCACCAUCACGGAUGAUGAUGAACUUGAGCCAAGAGAAAGUUUCAGCAUAUUAUUCACUCCCAAUGUACCUGGAAGCCAGCCUUCAACCUCCACUGUCAACAUUGAAGACGAUGAUCAAAUAGGUAGACACAGUGGUUGCUCGGGCUCUGUCAACGGCGAGACUAUCACCUCGCUCUACCAACAGGACAGCGUCAGUAUUAGGCCCUAUCCCAAGCGCUGGCGAGUGUCUCUCCCAAACUGCGGCUCAUCGCAAGUCGUGAUAUGGAUCUUCUGCGAGGACCCUCCCGAAAUGCUCCGAUUGCACAUUGCAAGAGGAAACAACUUGUCCCCCACCUCCCAUGGACUACUUGCUCAAUUCUGGAACAUUCCAAUCGAAGUUGUUGACCAAGGUGGGGAUCGAGCAUAUCUAGAGCUCUUUGACCCAAUUCAAGUUGAAAAGUACCGUCGGAUCGAUGCGGUGGUUUCUCCACGUACCUGGAACAUGAAGAACGGUCCUUGUUACUACGUGGGAAACUCCCAGGGUGGACCGUCGCAGUCAAACGACCAAACUGAAUCAGUUAUUGAGGGAAAAGUGGGACAGUACGAGACGGACACACUUUUCUCGACAUCGUUUGUCUACUCUCAGUUCGAUGAGUCCAUAUGUACAUAGACACUGUAACUAACAGACAUCUCUAGUAGUGGACUUCUUCAUUAGAGCACAUUAGAGCACAUAUACUUAUGAAAAAUGGUUUUAGCUUUGUAGUUGUCAGAAUUCCUUUGAAUAGCAUUAUUUUUGUCCGGAACAGUUGGUGCACAAAACUGCUACAGUACUACUCAGAGUAAUGGGAAAUUCAGCAGAACAAUGGCCAGGUG